UCCCUCUCCCGCUCGUCCCCAUGGCCCAAGGGGUGGCUGGCGACCUAGGGUAGAUCACUCCACACUUCCGGCUCGGCUCAUUCCUCCCUCAGCACCCACCUCCAUCCUGCCUCAUUCUCUCGCAAUGUCCGCCCCCUUCGUCGCCAUGUCCGGAUCGGCCGUCUUCCCCGCGCAUCGGGUCCCGAUAAGCAGCAGCAGCAGCCGGCGACGGUGCGCGGCGUGCUUCUCGAGGCAGAGCUUCCCGUCGAUCUCGAUCCGGCCGGCUCCGCCCAAGCGCCUCCUCAACCUGGCCUGCUCGGCCAAGCAGGACACCAUCGACAAGGUGUGCGGGAUCGUCAAGAAGCAGCUGGCCGUCGCCCAAGACACCCACGUCAACGAGGACACAAAGUUCGCCGACCUCGGCGCUGAUUCCCUCGACACGAGAAUUAAAGAAAUUGUGUGUCAGCUGAGCUGAGGCUCGACACGGUGUCGCUUUGGUUGGUUCUGUCUCGCUCGAAUCGCCUCGGCCUGUUAAAAAUCGCUCCACAGUGCCUCCAAAC
Molecule: messenger RNA, 539 nt
Organism: Hordeum vulgare subsp. vulgare (domesticated barley)
Lineage: Eukaryota; Viridiplantae; Streptophyta; Magnoliopsida; Poales; Poaceae
Product: acyl carrier protein 3, chloroplastic-like
Exons: 3
Coding region: 125-454 (109 amino acids)
Biological process (GO): fatty acid biosynthetic process
Molecular function (GO): acyl carrier activity
Source: RefSeq, a predicted model, not a curated record